This is a messenger RNA of Podarcis lilfordi (Lilford's wall lizard), 10474 nucleotides long. NCBI's taxonomy places the organism in Eukaryota, Metazoa, Chordata, Lepidosauria, Squamata, Lacertidae. The record is from the annotation of a GenBank genome assembly.
CACUUUCAGUAACUAUCCAAUCACUGAAUGUCACUUUCAAUCCCUUAUUUGCAUAUGUGGACCUGAGUGAAAACUAUCUACAGUAUCCCCCUGCUGGCCCAGAGUGAGAACUUCAGUACAUAACAUAUUUGGGUGCCUUUUCUCUUUGUUCUUUCUCUACACAGUCGCCAUGGCAUCGCUCCUGUCCUCAGACCGCGAAUACUUCCUCAUCCAGGACCCGCAAACCAUGCUCGGUGCCCACUGCUACUGCCUUCGACAGGGCACCCGGCUGGCAGGUUUCCGGGAUGACAGGGAUAUGGAGCAGGCUGCCUCCCUCUGCCCCAAUUGCUCGUUCUGGAUCGGGCUGUACCGCCAGGGCCUCUCUUGGGUCUGGCUUAAUGGCGACCCCUAUAAGUUUACGCAGUGGAGCCCAGCGUCCAGGACUUCGGAGAGCUGUGCGGUUAUGAACGAGAGCCUGUGGUAUCAAGAGAAAUGCCUCCAAAAACAUCCUUUUGUGUGCUGCAAAGGUGAGUGACAACGCAAAAAUAUGAGACGGAAAACACAAAAAUGCAUAAUACAUAAAAUGCAUUAUAAGAACAAGAACUAAACAAGACACCUCCACAAUAGCUUAACACCUACCAAAACAGCUAAAAUGUAUAAGACAAAAACAAAUCUGUGCUGGAGGUGUGGUAAAACAGAGGGGACACUUAUACAUGUCUGGUGGACCUGUGAAAAAAUCAAAAGCAUUUGGAACACUGUAUAUGAUGAGCUUAAAAAAAUGUUUAAGUAUAACUUUAUGAAAAAUACAGAAGCUUUUCUACUAGGGAUAAUGGACACAGGUAUAGCAAGAGAAGAUCAGAAAAUAUUCCUCUAUGCCACAGGAGCGGCAAGGAUCCUAACUGCUAAAAACUGGGGGAAAAGAAACUGUGCCAAUGAAAAAGGAAUGGCAAGACAAAGUGUUAGAGUACUGUAUAUUGAACUGGCUAGAUUAACAGAGGCAAUUAGGGAUCACACUAGACAAGAGUUUCAAAAAGCAUGGGGAAAAUGCAGAGAAUACUUCACAAAACAGUGCCCUAAAAUACAUACCUGGACUUGUUUUGAUUAAUGUCUGCAGGAGACUUUGUGUAUAUUUAAGUUAUAAUUAGAAAAAUCUUAAUAAUUAUUCAUAAAGGAAACAGUUUAUAAGAAGUAAAUAAGGAGGCCCAGAUACGGGAUAAAGGAAGUCUUUUAUUUGGUUGUUUGUAUUGUUGUAUGUUAUGCUCAUUGUAUGUUAUGUUCACAUUUAAUGAGGGUGGAUUUCUGUAUUGGGGGGCUGGGGGGGGUUAUGUUAUGUUGCAAAUAAAAUUCCAAUAAAAAUUAAAAAUAAAUAAAAAUAAAUAAAUAAACAAGACACCUCCACACCUGAGCAUGCUGUUACCUUCCUAUUGUGUCUCAAUACCCCUAUUUUGGCUACGUCACUGGAAAGGCUCAGCACCUAAAUCCACCCCUCAUGUUCAAAGAACGUUUGACACACAUUCAAAGCACACGACCCUCCCAUUCAGAAUACAGUGGUGCCUCGCAAGACGAAAAGAAUCCGUUCUGGGAGUCUCUUCGUCUAGCGGUUUUUUCGUCUUGCGAAGCAAGCCCAUUGACGGAUUAGCGGAUUAGCGCUAUUAGCGCUAUUAGCGGCUUUUAGCGGCUUUUAGCGGCUUUUAGCAGCUUAUCAGCUUAUCGGAUAAGCAGAUAAGCGGCUUAGCGACUUAGAAAAAGAGGGGGGAAAGGAAAAAAAAAACCCCAGGAACUCGCAAGACAUUUUCGUCUUGCGAAGCAAGCCCAUAGCAGAUUCGUUUUGCGAGGCACCUCCAAAACGGAAAACUCUUUCGUCUAGCGAGUUUUCCGUCUUGCGAGGCAUUCGUCUUGCGGGGCACCACUGUAAUGGGAGCUGUGAUUUGUUUAAGGGUGCUGGAAGUCCUGAGGGGGGAAACUACAGUUCCCAGUAAUAAGAAAAGCAAAGCGUGGAUAAAUAACCGCUUCGAAAAAGGGUCUCCUAUAUUCUGCCUUUCAGGGCCUACAGGCGCUCUUCCUUUUCUUCUCCAACUCCUGCUAAACUGCCGCUCCAUACCUGACCAGAAGGACGUGUUGACUCCUGCCCCACAGUCGACCAUGGCUGGUAGGUAUCCUAAACCUGUAGCAGACUUUUCCCAAGCCUGAUUUCAGCAAGUGGUGGAGGAGAUGGGGAACAGGACCCUGAAGGUGCCAGGGAAAUAUUCUGUGGGUGCAGGGGCACUCAAGUUUGUGAAAACCUGGUAAUUCCUCCGCUUGCCUCUAGGGGGAGCAAUUGAGCAUUAGGUUUUUAUUAUUAUUAUUCUAACAGAAUCUCAUAGAAUGAUAGAGUUGGAAAGGACCCUGAGGAUCAUCUAGUCCAACCGCCCUGCAAUGUCCCUUAGGGGGAUCAAACCCUAACCCUAACCCUAACCUGAAACCUUGAUUUUAUCAGCACCAUGAACUGACCAUAUGUGCUGGAAGCUGCCCAGAGUGGCUGGGGAAACCACUCUGUUGUUGUUGUUGUUGUUGUUGUUGUUGUUGUUGUUGUUGUUGUUAACCAACUGAGCUAUCCACUUCCUAUUGUUAUUCUACAACACUUAAUUGAUGUCUGCUUUCAACUAUUUCAUGGUUUUACUGCUGCAAACUACUUUGAUGUAUUUAUGUUUGGUGAUAAAACAGUGUACAAAAUUUUUUAUAAAGCAAACAAACAAACAAAUGUUAUUUCAAGAAAAGCAGAUUUCUAUCCAGCCCUUCUGUAGUGCUGACACCUUCAUUCCUAUUAGUUUGCCUCUUGAUUGUGUUGUUCCAUAUUGCCCAGUCCUCUACAGUGGUACCUCAGGUUAAGUACUUAAUUCGUUCCGGAGGUCCGUAUUUAACCUGAAACUGUUCUUUACCUGAAGCACCAGUUUAGCUAAUGGGCCUCCUGCUGCUGCCACGCCGCUGGAGCACAAUUUCUGUUCUCAUCCUGAAGCAAAGUUCUUAACCUGAGGUGCUAUUUCUGGGUUAGCGGAGUCUGUAACCUGAAGCGUAUGUAACCUGAAGUGUAUGUAACCUGAGUUACCACUGUACUAUAUUAGGAAUGCAGGAAGCUGACUUAUACUAAAGCAGACCACUGGAAGACCACAUCCAAGGAUCUCAUCUCCAGAAUUAUCCUCUGAAGUGGCUUAGGCCGAGAGUACAUGACAGUCCCAAGGCUAUAUAAUGCACUUUGUGGUUGGAACUGGAACCUGUGUCUCCCUGAUUCUGAUCUGGAUCCAUUUACCACAAUCGCAUAAGCCAUGGGUAGGCAAACUAAGGCCUGGGGGCUGGAUCCGGCCCAAUCGCUUUCUCAAUCUGGCCCACGGAUGGUCCGGGAACCAGCGUGUUUUUACAUGAGUAGACUAUGCCUUUUAUUUGAAAUGCAUCUCUGGGUUAUUUGUGGGGCCUGCCUGGUGUUUUUACAUGAGUAGAAUGUAUUCUUUUAUUUAAAAUGCACCUCUGGGUUAUUUGUGGGGCACAGGAAUGCGUUCAUUUUUUUCUUCAAAAUAUAGUCUGGCCCCCCACAAGGUCUGUGGGACAGUGGACCGGCCCCCUGCUGAAAAAGUUUGCUGACCCCUGGCAUAAGCUCUCAUUGCCAGCUCCUGCAUCAGACUGAAAUGUUCAUCCUGUGAUUUAAGAGUGGACAUAUCUAUCAGCAACGGUCAGAAUCAGAGCUGCGUACAAGAUUGCCACACACCUAGGUAUCAAUGGAAUCUUGGAAAAUCUCAGAUUGCAGGCCGGUGAAACAUCCUCAGUUUCAACACUGAGGGAAACGGUAUCUGCGCCUCAUAGGGCUUCCUGGAGUGAGGUGGGCACAAGUAGGAAGCCAUAUCCCUUACUCUAGGGAUGGCGAACCUGCAGCCUGGCAGAUAUUGUUGGAUCCCAACUCCCACCAUCCCUGUCACAAGUUAGGGAUGAUGGGAGUUGUAGUCCAACAAUGUGAGAAGGUUCACAGGUUUCCCACCCCUGAUGUAUACACAGAGCAAGAAUCAUGGUUGACAGUAUUAAUAUUGUGGCUCAGGGUGCUUCCACAUUAUGGGCGGUAUUCAACUGCUCUGUCCCUUCGGCACUACGAUUUCUGCUUGCCCAACAGGAAUUUCCCUCCCUUCUUUACCCCAUGCACCCUUCCCAAAUCUGCUCCACGGGGUUGUGGGAAACAGCCAGAACAAAUUUAGGGGGGUCACACAGGGGGAGAAUAGGGAGAGAACAUCUUGUUGUGCGAGAAUAAUCAUGAGAGACUUAGCAUCAAGCCUAGAUUACAGCCAUGGUUUCUUGCGGUCAAGGGAUUAUCCCCUGAAUGCAAGAAGCCAAACAAAUUCUGCAAAACCGGUCGAUGCAAAUCCAGCUCCUUUGCAUAAUUUACACAGGUCCCAGGAUGUGGCUUUCUAAAGUCAAGAAUUCAGCUUGACUUCCCCCACAACGCAAACACUCACAAAGCUGUUUGUGUCUAAGUUACGGCCCUAUAAUAUUUUGGGGGUGGGUGGGGAGGAAGGUAGUGAAUGGCAGUGGAGCUAAUUCUUAAAAUCUUUCCUCUUAGUGACUUCCCCUCCCACAGCAAGUGGUUCAGCUUCAGAUUCCUGGAUACCUGUGACAAGCAAACGGUUCUCAGCCGGAUCUAACCAUGGUGAGUUUUUUCCAGACAGCCUGGAGGAGUGAAGAAGGGAAAUGGAAAAGAGUGAUGUUGUAAGAAAAAAAGGUAAAGGACUGGUCAUGUUGUGCGGAUGCCUGAUGAUCGUCUUCCAAAGCAACUACUCUAUUCAAAACUUAAAAAUGGAAAGUGUUAAGUUGUGGGUGAGACAUAGCAGAUGAUGCAGCGAUUUCUCCAAAGCAGCUCUUUAUUUGUAAGCUGGAACAGAACUGAAAAGCAAACAGCUCAGCCGGCCUGCUUUUAUAGGCAGCCGGCUGUCAACAUUGUAGCAACAACAACAACCUAGGGUUUCCCGCCUAAAGUAACUGACGUGGACCUGAGUGAAAACUAUAUACAGUGGUACCUCAGGUUAAGUACUUAAUUCGUUCCGGAGGUCCGUUCUUAACCUGAAACUGUUCUUAACCUGAAGCACCACUUUAGCUAAUGGGGCCUCCUGCUGCUGUCGCGCCGCCGGAGCACAAUUUCUGUUCUCAUCCUGAGGUAAAGUUCUUAACCUGAAGCAGUAUUUCUGGGUUAGCGGAGUCUGUAACCUGGAGCGUCUGUAACCCGAGGUACCACUGUACACGAUACUCCUGGUGGCCAGGGUGAGAACUUCAAUACAUAACAGAAAGCGUACUGCUGGUGGUCAACUAAAGAGGUUUAAAGACUGUCUCAAGGCAAAUCUUUAAAAAAAAUGUAGUAUAAACACUGACAACUGGGAAACACUGGCCUGCAAGCGCUCCAGUUGGAGAACAGCCUUUACCAAAGGUGUCAUGGGCUUUGAAGACACUCAAACUCAGGACGCAAGGGAGAAACGCCCUAAGAGGAAGGCACGCUUGGCAGAUCCACACCAUGAUCAACUCCCGGCCGGAAACCAAUGUCCCCACUGUGGAAGGACGUGUGGAUCCAGAAUUGGCCUCCACAGUCACUUAUGGACUCACUGUUAAAACCAUGUUUAUGGAAGACAAUCUUACUCAGCUACAAGUGAUCGCCAAAGAAGAAGAAGAAGAUUAGAAAAAACUGCUCCUUUCCCCUUUUGGGUUACCAAAGAGCCUGUAUUGAGUCCUUAUGUAGGUUCUCUAUCGGUAGGAGAAAAUAACAGAGGCCAGCCAGAGAAUAUUGAGACAAGCAAAGCAGCUAGUAAGCUUGAUCUUUAUUAAAGCUGUUGCAACAGGGUGCUCCCCUCACAUGCAGGAGGGAGGAGGAGACCCAGAACAUUGGUGUGCAAACUCUUAUAUAGACAUUUGAAAUUGCCUCCCCUGUAGCUCAAGACCACCCCCAAUACAUCAUACAUACAUCACAGAAGGGGCGGUCUACAGCAGAAAUAUGAGUGUGUUGUUUUUCUCCUGUCUGCCAGGAUACCUGAUAAUGGAUCACUGACUGCAUUACCUGGGCCAUUUGUCCACUCUUUUGUGAUGAUAACUACUUAAUUCCUGAGUCCAGGUCAUAGGCUCACCCUGUUCAUGCACAGACACACCCUUAAGACAGGAUUUGUGAUCAAAGAGACAAUGGGGAGGCUUUUCCAUUUCUUUCCUCCUUGCAGAGAAAUAUUUGAGGUCACUGGAAGAGUCAAAAUGGCUUUAGGACUGUUUUCCUGUACUGUUUCCAGACAUGUAGUUUGUUUGUUUGUUUGUUUGCCUUGUACAGUUAUGAACAAUUAUUAUAUAUAUAAGAUCUUAAAAUUCCUGUAACAGUGACAAAACACAAGAGAGCAGAAUGGGGAGGACCCAGAGGCCUGGUUCUUGAUAUUUAGUUAAGGUCACAUAUUGCGUGGCGAGUUCCUGUCCUCCCCCAGUGGAAAUAAAGACACAAUUACUUAAGGUUAAUGGGCUAAAUAUGGCCACAACUUUAUUGGUUACAGGUGAUGAGUGGUAUUGGCUUAGGCAUUGGUCCUAACAGACUAUCGGGCUUCAGCCUGCCUGCUUGAAGUCCGGGAAGGGUUAACCACCAGUAGGGGGAGUCUUGCUGAUGCACAUCAACUAGGAACUCCCCUGGGGUCACUGCUCGGGGGCGUGCCUUAGGCCCUCACCUCCAUAGGCUUCGGACAGGGCCACGCCCCCCAGAAUCCUUUAUCGGACUACCCUUCAAUAUGCGGGGCAAGUGAUGGCGCUUCCUCCCCUCUUCCAUCUACAAAACAAUACCAAUGCCUAACCACCAAUACUAAGGAAGUUGUGACGAUUUGCUACAAAGUAGGCAAAAACCAAGUGGCCGGUGCCAAUUUGCGAAGUGGAAAAAUUCCUACCAGGCCCCUCAAUGGCGACCAACCAAGGUCCAUAGCAAGGUCAAGGAACGAAAACCUUAUAGGGCGGGAAGGUGGGAAAGCAGGAACAGCUGUUAUGUGGGAAAAGAGGGAGUUCCCAGUGUGGUGUAGUGGUUAAGAGCGGUAGUCUCGUAAUCUGGGGAACCGGGUUCGCUUCCCCGCUCCUCCACAUGUAGCUGCUGGGUGAUCUUGGGCUAGUCACACUUCUCUGAAGUCUCUCAGCCCCACUCACCUCACAGAGUGUUUGUUGUGGGGGAGGAAGGGAAAGGAGAAUGUUAGCCGCUUUGAGACUCCUGAAGGGGAGUGUAAGGCGGGAUAUCAAAUCCAAACUCUUCUUCUUCUUCUUCUUCUUCUUCUUCUUCUUCUUCUUCAUCCGCGGCCGUGCCUGCAUUUAAAUCGGGCGGGCUGUGAUGCCCCCAAUCCUACCUCCUCUGCAGGGUGGAAGUGGCUUUGCCUGCCUAUCAGUAAUCCAGAUACAGUCCUGGAACUGAAGAGGGCGCAAGAGUCCUCCUCGCCAGUAAUACCUUAUGCUUCCCUUUGGGUAUCUGGUUGGCCACUGUGAAAACAGGGUUCUGGACCAGACGAGCUCUUCUUAAUCCCAAAAAAACUGUGCAGCCAAAGCUCUGGGCUCAGUCUCCCAGUUCCAGCUUUUCAUGAGGAAAUUGUGGAACUCCAGAUGUAGCCAGACUACAAGUCCCAUCGCCUCCGACCAUUGUGCCUGAUGGCUGGGGCUGAUCUGAGUCCAAAUGCAAAAAUAAUUGGGUAUCUUGUCUCCUUAGGGUACAACCCUGCAACUACGGAUGGAAACGAGCUCCCUUAUCCCACUGCAGUUCAGGAUCUCUCCUCAACCCAAUACAGGCCUGAGCAAGAGACCAGAAACACGGAGCUGGCAACUUUCUCUGCUUCUGAUUUAACAAAAGGUACAUCCUGGACACGGGUGGCGCUGUGGGUUAAACCACAGAGCCUAGGACUUGCCGAUCAGAAGGUCGGCAGUUCAAAUCCCCGCGACGGGGUGAGCUCCCGUUGCUCGGUCCCAGCUCCUGCCAACCUAGCAGUUCGAAAGCACGUCAAAGUGCAAGUAGAUCAAUAGGUACCGCUCCGGCGGGAAGGUAAACGGUGUUUCCAUGCGCUGCUCUGGUUCGCCAGAAGCGGCUCAGUCAUGCUGGCCACAUGACCCAGAAGCUGUACACUGGCUCCCUUGGCCAGUAAAGUGAGAUGAGCACCGCAACCCCAGAGUUGUCCACGACUGGACCUAAUGGUCAGAGGUCCCUUUACCUUUACCUUUUACAUCCUGGAGACAGAUCACUGUUUAGUUGCCUUUGGAAAGCUUUGUGGCAGGAUGGGGGGAGGGAGAGGGGGGGUUUUCAUUCUGACGGCCACAUUUCCUUCUGGGGAAAAAGUGUGUGAAACAACAUUUUUCCUUUGUGCAAUAAGCUAGUUUCUACAAACACAUACCCCCUCAAAAACGUCCCGGGGGAAAAUGGGACAUCCUGUUUUUCCCACGCGAGAGCAUGGCAGCCAUUUUAGGCACCAUACUGUCAUGCUGAGAUCUCGCCCCCGCUCCCCAAGUGAUUUUUUGGAAGGGCCACAAUCUCGCGUGAUGCGGCACAAUGUGCAUUUUUGGCCACAGUGAGAGCAUAACCCUGAAAAAGGUGUGUUUUUUGGGCUCCGUGACUUUGUGCAGGUCACGUGACUUGCGCUGGCGCAUGGACAAGAGGAUGCGUGUCCCAGUUUUGGGACUCAACAUGUUGGAGGCUAUGCAAACACACACUAAACAUCUCCCCUUAGCCUAUCCAUCUGUCCCUCCCUCCCUGGUCAAAGCUAUUUAUGCAGCCAAGGCUAAGGCCCACCUGGCGGCUACCAUGCAGAUUCUGGAGAAAUGUCAACACCUCAACAUCCUGCGCAUUGUAGUGUAUCAAGGAAGACCCGCCUGAGACUGUAGCCAUGUGAGGCCUCACUAGUUAUGACCUACCUAGUCCUGGAGGUGGCGCUGUGGGUAAAACCUCAGUGCCUAGGACUUGCAGAUCUUAUGGUCGGCGGUUCGAAUCCCCGCGGCGGGGUGAGCUCCUGUCUUUCGGUCCCAGCUCCUGUCCACCUAGCAGUUCGAAAGCACCCCAAGUGCAAGUAGAUAAAUAGGUACUGCUUUAUAGCAGGAAGGUAAACGGCGUUUCCGUGUACUGCGCUGGUGCUGGCUCGCCAGAGCAGCUUUGUCACGCUGGCCACGUGACCCAGAAGUGUCUCCGGACAGCGCUGGCCCCCGGCCUCUUAAGCGAGAUGGGCGCACAGCCCUAGAGUCGGACACAACUGGCCCGUACGGGCAGGGGUACCUUUACCUUUACUAGUCCUGGAGGCAUUGGCUGGGUAUGGGAAGCAAGUCCGCCAUCUUAAUUUCCCAGAAUCCCUAGUUUCAGCACUGCAUUGGGGCAUCUGGGAUAUUGUGGGGGAUUUUAAAAAGAAGCAACUUCUGAGCUCUGGGAGCUGCUGCCAAGUCAGAGGGGAAUUGGGGUGGGAGGGCCAAAGAAGGGGAACCAAGGUGGGCUUCUAUGGCGGUGAGCCCCGGUCACUGCCCAAGGGUGGUGGGUGUUCACAUUGGCAUCCUCACAAGCGAUCCUCUCUGAUUUUGAAGAGCAGCUUCAUGGCUAAACAUCCGUAGGGCUUUUGGAAACAAUCACACCCACAGCUGAGGAAGGGAAAUACAGUGGUACCUCGGGUUAAGUACUUAAUUCGUUCCGGAGGUUAUGUUCUUAACCUAAAACUGUUCUUAACCUGAAGCACCACUGUAGCUAAUGGGGCCUCCCGCUGCCACCACGUGAUUUCUGUUCUCAUCCUGAGGUAAAGUUCUCAACCUGAGGUACUAUUUCUGGGUUAGCGGAGUCUAUAACCUGAAGCGUAUGUAGCCCAAGGUACCAAUGUAAAGGGGUGGGGAAAGGGUGCCUCUAAUACAUGGGUAGGCAAACUAAGGCCUGAGGGCCGGAUCUGGCCCAAUCGCCUUCUCAAUCCGGCCCGCGGACGGUCCGGGAAUCAGCCUGUUUUUACAUGAGUAGAAUGUGUGCUUUGAUUUAAAAUGCAUCUCUGGGUUAUUUGUGGGGCAUAGGAAUUUGUUCAUUUUUAUUUUUAUUUUCAAAAUAUAGUCCGGCCCCCCACAAGGCCUGAGGGACAGUGGACCAGCCCCCUGCUGAAAAAGUUUGCUGACCCCUGCUCUAAUACCUCUUCUCUCUUUCUGUUUCCUGUCAGCGGGACCCCUGCAGGAUCAAAGCCCUGUUGUCAUUCAGGAAAACCGCACCUGGUUCGAAGCUCUGGCUGCCUGCCAGGCCAGAGGCCAGAUCCUGGCCGGGAGGGUGGCACUCCAGCAGGGUUUGAAGGCUUGGCUGGGGCUGCACCGCCACGGGCUGUGGGGCUACUGGGUUUGGGCCAAUGGGAGCGCCGUGGAGGAGCCUCAGAGCUGGCGGGAAGGGGAACCGAGCGAUCCCCUAUGGGGAAACUGUGGGGCAGGGACAGGAACGGAGGAAGGAGUCCUGUGGGAAGACGAAUGUUGCGAGCAGAAGUUGUACUAUGUGUGUGAAUAG